AUGCUCUUGCUGUCAACUGCAAACAAUUCCGCGGAUGAUCUACUCGAAUAUUGUAUAGAACAUAGCUACCUUGCCUUGCUCCCAAGGGUUUUCCAUCUCAGAUACGGAUGCUUCAUUACCUCAAUACACUGUGCAGUCAAGAACUGGAUCGUCAAUUCUGGCGAUUAUCAUCACCUCUACAGAUAUGGUGGUACAAAGACUCUGCAGUUCUUUCUCAAGCACAAGAUUGUGGAUUCCAACACGCACACCCCUUAUUCCUCCACCAAAACAGACAUUACACCUAUCAUGCUGGCUCUGAGGAACAAGCGUUAUGAUCUUGCUCGCGUCUUGAUUGAGAACGGUGCAUACGUCAACGCGAAGUCAAAAGAUGGGACUGGCGAAUCAGCACUGAUGUUUGCGGUCGAAAGCGGAUUUUAUCGAGACGUUCAGUUUAUUGUUCGUGGAGAAAGCUCUCUUACAGAAUCUAUAUACGACGAAGCUUAUAAAAUCGCUCGUUCCAACGUCUGGGGCAGAUGUGCAAUGCUCAUUGAGAAAGCAAAGACGGAAGGCGCUAAGUCUAUCCGGCACGUGCGAUUUCAGGACACACAUAUAGACGAGAAAGGGAUGAGAUAUCCAGUGUGGUUGGGUUUGGAUGAUUAG
Molecule: messenger RNA, 639 nt
Organism: Bipolaris sorokiniana ND90Pr
Lineage: Eukaryota; Fungi; Ascomycota; Dothideomycetes; Pleosporales; Pleosporaceae
Exons: 1
Coding region: 1-639 (212 amino acids)
Molecular function (GO): protein binding
Source: RefSeq, a predicted model, not a curated record